Mercurialis annua (annual mercury) is the source of this 1035-nucleotide messenger RNA. RefSeq names its product transcription factor bHLH153. NCBI's taxonomy places the organism in Eukaryota, Viridiplantae, Streptophyta, Magnoliopsida, Malpighiales, Euphorbiaceae. Gene Ontology annotation, biological process: regulation of transcription by RNA polymerase II. The transcript is spliced from 6 exons. The coding region runs from base 339 to 749 and encodes 136 amino acids. Gene Ontology annotation, cellular component: nucleus. The record is from RefSeq and is a predicted model, not a curated record. Gene Ontology annotation, molecular function: DNA-binding transcription factor activity, RNA polymerase II-specific; RNA polymerase II cis-regulatory region sequence-specific DNA binding; protein dimerization activity.
AUGUUUUCUUGAUUGUGAUAUGAACCUUAACAUAUUAUUUUCUUUGGCAAUGUCGUAUACGGCUGCUUUGAUUAACACUUGGAGUAUUUUAUGGUCUAUUGAUACUGGCAUUAAGCUUAGCAGUAUGUCCGUAAUUUGCGAAUUGUGAUCUGUCCUAGAUGCUUCCUUUAAUAAAAAUCAGUCCAAUUUGAUGGUCAACAAUAAUUGGUGUUAUCCUGCUUACUUGUUUACGUGUGAAUGUGCAAUGCUUGGUCAUUAAAAUCAUUUGAUUCUGGAGUUGAGAACUUCGAUUGGGUCCCUAUCCUAAACAAGGUAGAACAAAGGAUAGAAGUAAAAAGAUGAUGGAAAACAAAAGAAGUCCGUGCUCUUUUGACCAAGGCGAUUACACUUCUCUUGCAACAAAACGGCAUAAGGCCGACCUUUCUAUUUCCACAAAGGAGAGGAAAGAGAAGCUUGGUGAACGAAUUGUCGCUCUUCAGCAGCUUGUUUCACCUUAUGGGAAGACAGAUACUGCUUCUGUCCUUCUGGAGGCAAUGGAAUAUAUCCGAUUUCUUCAUGAACAAGUUAAGGUGUUAAGUGCUCCAUACCUCCAAGGUUCGCCAGCAACUCAUAUGCAGGAAGUAGAGCAAUAUAGUCUGAGAAACAGAGGUUUAUGUCUCGUACCAAUAUCUUGCACUAUCGGAGUUGCUCGCAGUAAUGGCGCAGAUCUUUGGGCUCCCAUCAAGACUACUUCUCCCAACGCAAUUUAACAUUCCAUGGCUAACCUCGGAAGAGCGGUGAUGUAAAGGGUAACCAACUUAAUCGCACAACAAAUUUUUCAGGCAGAAGGCGACUUUGCGACAGGAGUAUUUAUCCGUUGCAAAGUCGUGUAUGUAUGUAAUGCUGGUAAAUCUUUGAGGUGUAACAUUUAGUUCAUUGCUACUAGUAAUGGGAUGUAGCCAUUCUGAUUAGGGUAUAUGUAUAUUCAUAAACCUCAAUUUGUAUAAUCAUCCUAACAAAGGAUCAUUGAGUAUAUGGGGGUGUGGUUUACGAUUU